Passer domesticus (house sparrow) is the source of this 3440-nucleotide messenger RNA. It is a transcript of the gene VPS36, whose product is annotated as vacuolar protein sorting 36 homolog. Gene Ontology annotation, biological process: protein transport to vacuole involved in ubiquitin-dependent protein catabolic process via the multivesicular body sorting pathway. The record is from RefSeq and is a predicted model, not a curated record. The transcript has 14 exons. NCBI's taxonomy places the organism in Eukaryota, Metazoa, Chordata, Aves, Passeriformes, Passeridae. Gene Ontology annotation, cellular component: ESCRT II complex; late endosome membrane. Gene Ontology annotation, molecular function: phosphatidylinositol-3-phosphate binding; ubiquitin binding. Bases 1 to 1383 code for a protein of 460 amino acids.
AUGGCCGCCGCGCAACGAGCGUUUGAAUGGCCCGGCGCCGCCCCGAUUGGCCCGGCCGCGGGGCUUGAACUGGCCAAUGGCGGGCGGCGCUGCCCUGCCGCCGCUCCCCGGGCGAGAACAUGGCGGGCGCUCCCCGGGCCGCCGCUAGAGGGCGCGGGUCAGCCGCGCACGGGCCCUGCGCGCCCAGCGGCCGCGGCCCGGUGCGGGAGGGGAAGGGCGGCCAUGGACAGGUUCUCGUGGACCACCGGGCUGCUGGAGCUGGGAGAGACGCUGGUGAUCCAGCAGCGCGGCGUGCGCCUCAGCGAUGGGGAGGAGAAGGUAAAAUUCGAUAGUGGAGUUUUACUGCUAAGCACACACAGACUGAUCUGGAGGGAUCAGAAGAAUCAUGAAUGCUGCAUUGCUGUACCUCUGUCUCAGAUUGUAUUUAUUGAAGAGCAAGCAGCUGGGAUAGGAAAGAGUGCCAAAAUAGUAGUUCAUCUUCAUCCUGCUUCUUCAAACAAAGAGCCUGGUCCAUUCCAAAGCAGCAAAUAUUCCUACGUCAAGCUUUCUUUCAAAGAACAUGGGCAGAUUGAGUUCUACAGACGAUUAUCAGAAGAAAUCACACACAGGAGAUGGGAGAGCUUGCCCACUGGUCAGGCCAUGCAAGUUAACAAGGAUUCACAGGCAGGAAGAAUAAGAGCUGUAGGAAUUGUAGGUAUUGAAAGGAAAUUAGAAGAAAAAAGAAAAGAGACUGAUAAAAACAUUUCCGAGGCUUUUGAGGACCUUAGCAAACUAAUGGAGAAGGCUAAGGAAAUGGUGGAAUUGUCCAAGUCAAUAGCCAACAAGAUUAAAGAAAAACAAGGUGACAUCACUGAGGAUGAGACCAUUAGGUUCAAGUCCUACCUACUGAGUAUGGGUAUAGCUAAUCCAGUUACGAGGGAAACAUACGGAUCUGGUACACAGUACCACAUGCAGCUGGCAAAGCAACUGGCUGGAAUCCUGCAGACUCCCUUAGAGGAGCGAGGGGGGAUCAUGUCUCUGACAGAAGUGUACUGCCUGGUGAAUCGUGCUCGAGGGCUAGAGCUGCUGUCACCGGAAGAUUUAGUAAAUGCUUGUAAAAUGCUGGAAUCACUGAAAUUACCACUAAGGCUUCGGAUAUUUGAUAGUGGUGUGAUGGUGAUUGAACUCCAGUCUCAUAACGAAGAGGAAAUGGUAGCUGCUGCUUUAGAGACAGUAUCUGAAAAGGGUUCUCUCACAGCUGAUGAGUUUGCUAAGCUGGUGGGGAUGUCUGUUCUCUUAGCCAAAGAAAGGCUGCUUCUUGCUGAAAAGAUGGGCCAUCUUUGCAGAGAUGAUUCAGUGGAAGGCUUGAGAUUCUACCCAAAUUUAUUUCUGACACAAAGCUAAUACCAUUUGUAUACAAUUUGUUAUGUAAUAAUAGAACAAGAGAGCAGAAUCCUUCCAAGAACUGACUUUAAAAUUCUUAUUUCGUUAGUCAACUGCAAGAGACAUGAACAUUGCAAUGCUUUUACAGUUCUCAGGUAUUUCAAGUGCUGAAUCGUCUUACAUGGAACUGAAAGGAAAUAGAAAUCACAAAGUGAGAAGCAUGUUUAUUGUCUCAAGACAACUCACUCAUUUUUCAAGUUUUAUUUGAUGUGCUGUGUAGUUUCUCAUUUCAAGAGAAGAUUCCACACCAGGUCAAGUGGAGAGAAUUUCGCUGUAGAGUGCUGUGAGGAUCAGCACCCAGAAGGCAACUUACUGCAUACUCCAAUUCCAGUUUGCUUAUGUCUGCAUCCACAAAGCAGACAGAUGUAUCCACAGAGAUAAGAAACAGGACUUUGGUGUGUACUGAGGUAUAAGGAACAAACCAGUGUAGAAUAACCCCUUCUGCCAGAAGUGAUGAACAGUUUUCUAAGGGAGGAUCAAUCUUGGGGUUCUAGAAUUUGAGGCAGAAAGAACCUGCUGCAAGAGAGGUUAUUGUACGUCAGGCGAAUCUAGAAAUUACCGUGUUUAUUUUGUCGUGUCUUACACUAAUGUCUCAGAUAGAAGCAUUGUUAGCACAGACUUCCUCCCUUCUCUUUCCUUGCCAUCUUCCUUCCUGUCCAUUCAUGUUGCACUUUGGGUGCCCUUUCUCUGUCCUCUCUGUAGCAGAGUGGAGCAGCCUCCUGUCACUUUACCAGACUCUAUGCUUCAAUGUGCUUGUAUUUAUCUUGUACUUCUAACAAAAGAUCAUUUGUUUGUUUUAUCAGCCUAUUACCUGUUUUGGGGAAACAGUUCAUUUGCUUACCUCUCAUAUGUGAAAAUUAAUAUGCUUCCUAUAUUGAAGGGAGGAAGAAGACUAUCACCCUGUGUUUAAUAACCACAAGGUAUCAUUGUUUGGUAUUCUUCACCCUGUGUUCACACUGAAUGCAAUAUAAUAGCCUCGGUUUUCAUAACUCCAGUGGAGUUGCUACACUACUUGAAGAUCUGUCAUGAUAGUAACAGUUAAGUGGAUGUUUAUGAUCCACAUUACCUGAAUUUUUGGCAUUUUGAAGUGACUAUUUUUAAUAAAUAAAGUUAAUUUAAGGUAUGGGCAAGGACAUCAUACAGGUAACUGCAUUGUGAUGGCCAGAUCAGCUUUACAAGAAAGGACAAAAAGGCUUUUAAUAUGAGCCUGAAGAUACUUUCAGAACUAUUUCAGUAUUACCAUAGCAUGAGUUAAGACAUGAGUGAAGAACCUGUUAAUAGUUCAGUGCAGAGAUUCCUACAGUGAUCGUGCCUGUGGCUUGCAGGAUGUCCUUUAUAUCCAGGAAUUGCAUCCGCUUACUCUUGUCACAUGCAGACUUUCAUGCAGUGCUUUCUUUAAGGCAGCUUUCCUCUGCUCCAUGAGGGUGCUGAAACUUAUGUCUUUGACAUGGUUGAAGGGAACCAGUUCCACACUGUUAUUACUGUGCUAGUCACCUGGUGUCAUCUCUUCAGGAGCCUUACAGCUUGCUGCUUUCCUUCAUCCUCCCCACAACCCAAAGGAGAGAUCCAUGCCAAGUACACUGAGCACCACAUAUCUAAGGAGGGAUAGAAAAGUGAGAAAUUUAGAAGCAAAAGGCUUUGUUGUUAACACCUGUCUUUUUGCCCAAUAAAAACCUGUCAUUGAAGGCCAGUGGUUUGUGGGCCUGAACCUCUCCCCACAAGGGGGCAUGUCGUGUGCAGGAAGGACAAAACCUGAGAGGAAAUGCCAAGUGUAAACUGCCAGCUUCCAUUCCUCCAACCCUAAGUGUUUCAUUAUCUUACUUAAGCAAUAAUAAUACAGCCUAUUUAGAAUAAUGGUACCUUCUCAAGCUUUUCUUUUCCAAGAUUUUUCCUUGACUUUGUUUUUCCUCCAGACAAAAAGGCUAUAGGGUAAAUUGUAUUGCUGGUUUAGAAUUUAAACAGACACAUGAGAAAAUGGCUGCUAGAAAGUAAGAAAAAUUAAAACAUUUUCUUAAAUA